CCAUAAAAGUCAAAAUUGUAGUACAAAAUUCUUUGUAUACUAAAAUAAAAAUAUCAUAAAAAAUGGGUGUUGCAAAGAAAAAAUACAAAGCCAAGCCAAAACCCAAACCUGUGAUCGACUAUCCUCCUGUUCCGACUAAAAAAUGGAUACCGCCUGAAAAAAGGAAGAAGCCACCAAAGCCAGAACCCAAAUACAAAAAACCGGAGGGCAUAUCGCAAAAAUUAGCCAUCUCCACACUGAAAAAGGUCUGGAAUAAAUUUGACAUACACGACGAUGCAGGAAUCCUAGUUGGUCACUUCAGUCAAUUUCACAAAAGAUUUAGUUUCAAAUCUAACGGAUACCAAGGUGCAUGUAAUUCAGCUAUUGCCUGUGUUUAUUCGAACCUCUAUAAAAUGGCAGAUUGGACUCCGCAAAUACUAGACGAAAUUAUUAUAAGAGGUGACGAAAUAUACGUUCGCAGUACUCAGCAAGGAGACAAGUGUCUAAUAGAAAUACCGCCGGAAAAAGUGCACACGUCAUUUUUCCUGGGCAACGAUAAAAUCACUCUUUUUGUUAGCCCGAACGAGAAGAUAUCGAUGGAACUGAUAUCAACAAGUGAAGAAAAAGCGAAAGAAAUGAUUAGUAGUACAUUACAACCAUUUCUGAAGAAACAUGAUUCUGGUAUAUUUUAUAUAAAAGAAAAAUAUGUCGCGAUUUGGGUAAAAGAUGGAGUAUAUUACUUUUUCGAUCCUGAAGAACACGACGAUGUUGGUAACUUGUGGACUGGUAUUCCAGGUGCAGGGCUGUCGUUUCUUGGCCGCUUUAAAAAGCUGGAAUCUCUAACAAAUUAUCUUUAUAAAAAUUUUCCUGUCGUCAAAGAACCAUACACAAAGUUUAACGUAAUUCCGUGCGGUAUCGCUAGGAUAGUUCAUGUCAAUACAACACCGCCAGAGACGUUUGAAGAACUGGCACCACAAGAUCAAUUUUAUUCCGAAGUAAUUGAAGAUGAUAUACCACCACCACCAAAUGUGAAACACGAAGCGCUGGAAAAAUACGUGAUGGCAGAUAAAGAAGAGAAGGAUCCGAAAGAAAUUCAAAUUAUGGAACUAUCGCCCUAUGUAACUGGUGAGUUUCCAGCCAGCAGACGACCAUCCUUUCUCGCAGAAGGUCCAAUUCAAAAAAAUGAUGUCUGUCGGUAUCCGAUUCCGGUUCCGACAUAUCUCAAAGGCGAGCAUGCCAAAUUGACUUAUUACACAGAAUUAGUGCCAUCAAGAGUAGGUAUUUUAAGAGGAAAUACUUGUCAAACUAAUCCAGAAUUCUCCAAAUAUGAGGGAAGACAAUCUAUGGGCAAUGCUAUGUCGGCGCUCGUUAUGCUUAGGUUGUGCAAAUCGAAACACUGGAUUCCGAGAAUCGUAAACAGCAUUUUAGAGCAUGGAGACAUUUUAUUCAGAAAUGCUAUGAUUAAUAUUCCAAGAACGCACAGUUUGCGUCUGUCCAAUUUCUCGAAAAGACUGGAAUACGAGGGCAAAUAUUUCAUCCCUAACAUCGAGGAGUACGCUCUGGUCGGUCAGCUGCACAGUCAAGAUUAUGACGUUUUGGAUCUCGGUCCGGCUUUGGAUGAAAUGUUAACCGUACACGACUGUUGCAUAAUUCUUGGUCCGCUAAUUCUGGCUGUCUGGAUAGAGGACGGACUUUACUACAUGUUUGAUCCGAAUGAAAGAGAUCAAAAUGGAAAAGCCAUUAAGAAGAUCACUACGGGAGGGUCCAAUGUAAUAAACAUCGAUGAUGGUUGUGGAGUGGCAUGCGUUACGUGGUUCAUCAAUUUAAACGACUUGGUAGAAUUAUAUAUAAAUAAUACGGAAAAAAACAAACGCAAUGACAGAUUUUAUCUGAGCAAAGUUGCAAUCAACGACUACGAAGAAAUAUCAGAUGACUGGAAUAACUUUAAAGGUAUCGGGCUUGGAAAAUGGAUUCUCAGAGGUACUUUCAAUCAAGCCAGUAUAAGAUUCUCUCCUGAAUCGAGAAACAUACAGGGAUCGGCAAACGCUAUGAUUGCACUUGCAAUGCAACUUCUUUUCAAUAUCCAAGAAUGGUCUAGCGAUACUGUCGAUGAAGUUCUAAUGACUGGCGAUGGUUUUUAUAAAUCUUCCGUCGAAUAUCUUCAAAAAAAAGGCUUAUUUACUAAACCUCGUUUAAUGUUAAACGAACUGAAAGGUUCUGUCAAAAUUCGUGAUAAAGAAGCCUGUUACGAAUUGGACGAAUGCAUUGUUAAUGGAUUAAUCUGCGCCAAAGAGAAAAAUGAUCCUGUUAAUUUAAAAAAGGGUCUGGAAUACUUUUUUGCAGACAGUGAUAUGGGUAUUAUAACUACCAGAGAUAUAUCAUUAGCUAUUUGGAUGAAAGAUGGUGUUUUUUAUUAUUUAGAUCCUUACAGUAGAGAUAAAGAUGGAUAUGCCGCCGGUUAUGGUACUUCGUGCACAAUCAGGUUUCUCACUUUGGACGACCUAGUACAAAUUGCGGAAGCUAAUUUAGACUGCAAUACAGAAGAUUUAUUUAAUGUAACUAAAGUAACCAUAAAUUUGUAUGAUGCUGGCUCGGCCGGUUCUGCGGUACCUCCUUUGAAUAACUACGUAAAACUAACGGAUAACUCGGCAAUUUUAAGAAGUUGGUUGAGUGAAAACAACGAAAAGUACGAAAUCAGAAAAGGCCGUCAAACCGUACCGAUGUGCCUUACCGCCAUAAGUUUCAAUAAAUUAAAGCCUUCCAUUCAGUGGACUAAGAACGAUCUCGAUGAAAUAUUAGAUAAGGGUGACGAUCUUUACAUCCAAUCAAUGGCUAAAAUUCAGAGUGAAAUGGAUGAAUCGGCUGUAGAAGUAGACACCGAAGAAGAUGAAGAAGGGACACAACCAGCGAAUAAUAAAGCAGGUGGUGAUGCAAAAGCGACACCUCCAACUAAAGAAAUAGCCGAUAGCGAAGAAACAGAAAAUGAAGAACAAACACAACAGGAAGGUGAAGAAGAACCAGAAGUGGAAGUAAAAGUGACAUCAGAAAAUGUAAAAAAUGACUUUAAUAUAGGUCCAAACAAUUUUGCCUUAGAGUUCUCAGAGAUUGCCUCGGGAAAUAUUAAAGAAUUGCUCAAAGAUGCUUUAAAAACUGCGUUUGAAGAGGAACAAACGGAUGAAAACUUCAAUCAGGAAGUUUUGCUCGAAGCAAAGCACUACACGGUUGUUCUUUGGAGAGAUGACAAGGCAUACUAUGUUUUUGAUUCAAGACCUAGGGAUAGCAAUGGAGAAGUCAUAGGUAAAGAAGACUGGGAUCCCGAACCAGAUGAAGAUAAUCAACCAUCUGGCAAAGUUGACGCAAUAAAAGCAGGUUCAAAAGGUGAUUUUGCAGCCACUUAUGGAGAAGAGAAUGAAGACGAAAUGGAUGCGUAUGAUGAUCAGCCAGAAGAGAGAGGAAUAUUCGAAACAUUUAAAGAAGAAGAUCGUGUAAAAUCUAAAAGAUCGCCAUUCUAUUGGUUACAACAAGAAAUAGCGGGACGCGCUUGCGUCGUUUGGUUCACCAAUCUGGACGACUUGGCAAAAUAUCUUUACGAAAAUAUUCCUCCAUUGGAUAGAGCUGGUAGCGGCUUUACGUUAAAAAGAGUAGCGAUAGUAAAUAGUUUAAAAUGUAAAGUAAAAUAUAAUGAAGAAGACGAAAGAACGGAUGCCUACGAGGGAGAUUAUUAUUUUUUUAAAGAAUUUGAUCGCGGCCAGUGGAUUUUAAGAGCAACUCUGGAUUUGACGCACGAAUUAUUCCCUCAUAGCAAUAGAGGAAAGCAAACGCUAACAGCCAGUCUCAUAGCCUUAGCUGUAGCCCAUACUUACGAAAUAACCUGUUUCGUUUCAACAACUCCAGACUCCAUAUUAGUAUACGGCGAUAAAUUGUACACCUAUAUGAAAAAAUCUCGAAAGCUACAGUUACUUGGCGAUCCAAAAAUCAACUUGAAGGAAGAUGAGAUUGAUUGGAUUGUGCAACAUGAAGAAUUUAGUAUUAACGAUAUACCUAAGAAAAUAUGUCUUGCCCAAUUCAUGGUAGAAGUGGGUGUCAAACCAGAAUUGGUAGUUGGCGAUAUUAAAGCACAAAAUUUCGAAGACCUGUUUGAUGUCCAGCGAGGAUUACAAAAGUUUUUUGAAGAAGCCACGUAUGGCAUUUUGUUUGCUAAAGGGUUAUAUGUUGCUGUGUGGAAAGGGGCAAAAAUGUAUUAUAUGUUUGAUGGCCUAAAAAGAGGCCCUAACGGAGUUCAGUCCAAAAUUGGCACUGGAUGUGUAACUAGACACUUAAGUCUUAAAAAUUUAUCAAAAUUGUUUUUACAAAACUUACCAGUUCUUGGUUUAAAUCAGUUUUUUAUACAUCAGGUAACAUUAAGUAGAAAUUUGUGUCCACGGGAGAGAGCUCCAAAAGAAUUAAUACCGACACCAAAAGCAGUAUCCAAAUCAGCAGGUUUAGCGUCAGUUGUCCCUGGAAAAUUAAUAAUAAGAGGAACUAUUAGCCAAGAAGAUCCAAGGUUUGGAAAGGGGCCAAACGUAAUGAGUGCACCUAUAGCAAUAGUAGCCUUAACAAUGUCAAUAAUACACAAACCUGAAAACUGGUCAAGACCUAUAGUAGAUGAAAUUGUUAUACUCGGUUCUGAACUAUAUGAAGAUAGUGUUAAUGAACUAGGUUUUGAUUUUAAUCCGUGGCAAGAUAGUCUGGACAUUUAUAAAGUUAGAAACGAUUUCAAAUUGGGAGUUAUUAAUGUAAGCUGCGAAUUUAGAAACACCGAUCAAAAAGGGUAUAUUGAUGGGAAACACAGUGGUUCUAAAAACUUGAGAGAAGGUUUAGAAGAUUUUUUCCUGGAAAAUACUCAUGGUAUUCUGGUUACCGAACCAGUUACUUUGGCAUUAUGGGAGCAGAAACAAGAUGAAGGCGAAGAUUCGCUAAUUUUCGUUUUUGAUCCAAACCCCAGGAGUUCUACCGGAAUGCCUCUGUUCACCGGAACUGCCUGUUUAAUGGCCUUUGUAAAUAGCAAAAUGGCCGCUGAACACAUUAUAGGCUGUAUUUUGGACCCAGCUCAACGAGAUGGAGAAUUUGUCAUAGUUCCAGCCGAGAUAGUAGUACGCUGCGGUAAAAUGGUGAAACGGCCCCUUGAAAAAACGCCUACACGAAGCAGUGUUAAUACCUUGCCACGUUGCUCAAAACAAACUGUUUCGGAGCAAAAGAAAAAAUUGAGAAAAUUGGCUGAGAGCGAACGCAAACAUAAAGAAGCAAAGAAACUCGAAAUGAUUGGUAGAAAUGGUUACCAUCUUAAAGGAGCAGAGGCCAUGCUCAGAGGAUACAAGAGUCAAAAUUCCUCAAGUUAUUCUGCAGAGUCCAGAAACAAACAAGAUAUACCAAACUGUAUAGUGUCAGUUGUAAUGCACAAUUUGAUGUCAAUAGAAGAUUGGAACCACAAACAUAUAGAUAUUGCCUUAAAUACAGGCGACCAAUUAUAUAUAGAUUCGUAUAUUGCAUAUGGCCCAAAGGAUCCAAAACUAGGAAUGGAAAAUAUUUUAAGAAGAUUUUUUGUUGGAAAUAUGCAGAUACACAUUACUAUAUAUAAACCAGUCAUAACAGAAACGCUGGUUGCCAGCAAGUUAUGUACAACUUUGGAAGCUUUUUUCCAACAAGAAAGCACUUGCAUUUUGAGUACCAAUGAGCAAUGGAUCAGCUUAUUCUUUAAAGGAGGUCAUUAUUUUAUGUUCGAUCCUCACGAACGGGAUAUUGAAGGAAAUUUACCAAAACCGGAUCAGCUUGGAACAGCAGUGGUAAUAAGAUUUGAUACUAUUAAUGCCUUGGCAUUAAAAAUCGUUCAUAAUUUAGGAACGAGCAACGAAAAUGGAGAAGAAACGUUUUCAUUAUGGAUAAUUUCCAUAGAUUCAAAAAAUUCAUAAUAUCAAUAAAAAUAAAUGUAAAUGUACAAUGUGAGUUAAAUAGUCUCCAAUAUAAUAAUUAUUAAGUG
Sitophilus oryzae (rice weevil) is the source of this 5995-nucleotide messenger RNA. RefSeq lists its product as uncharacterized. NCBI's taxonomy places the organism in Eukaryota, Metazoa, Arthropoda, Insecta, Coleoptera, Curculionidae. The transcript has 29 exons. The coding region runs from base 63 to 5927 and encodes 1954 amino acids. The record is from RefSeq and is a predicted model, not a curated record.